Molecule: messenger RNA, 1700 nt
Organism: Olea europaea var. sylvestris
Lineage: Eukaryota; Viridiplantae; Streptophyta; Magnoliopsida; Lamiales; Oleaceae
Product: amino acid transporter AVT3B-like
Exons: 1
Coding region: 264-1550 (428 amino acids)
Biological process (GO): amino acid transmembrane transport
Cellular component (GO): vacuolar membrane
Molecular function (GO): amino acid transmembrane transporter activity
Source: RefSeq, a predicted model, not a curated record
AGGAAAAAUAAGCUCUGGAAGUCCUUUAUCUUCGGCUUCCUUGAAUACUUCCGUCAAGUUGCCAACGUUGAAUCGUUGAUUAUCCUUCAAAACAUAGCAUCCUCAUAUCAAUAAUCUUCCUCUCCCAAUUCCUCAAAUUCAAUCAAAUAGAGAAAUAAUAAAAGCAUCUAAAUUAAUUUUGAUAUUUAUCAAAUUGCAAAUCUAACCAGAUAAAAAUCUCAUCUUCUCGAUUUCAAUUCAUCAAAAAUUGUUCAUUUUUACAGAUGGGUAUCGAGAAAGAUGAAGCAAGUACAUCCUCCCAUGUCCUCAAUGUACCCAGAGAAGACACUCCACUGAUGUCUAAGAAUGAAAACCAUUUAUCUUCACGACCUAAGACCUUUGCCAAUGUCUUCAUAGCCAUAGUUGGAGCAGGGGUCCUUGGCCUCCCCUAUACAUUCAAGAAAACAGGUUGGCUCAUGGGAAUUCUAAUGAUUUUCUCUGUGGGGUUUCUCACUUACCACUGUAUGAUGCUUCUUGUCUACACUCGCCGCCGGCUUGAAACCCAUCUCAAAUUUGGAAGGAUCUCUUCUUUUGGUGAUCUGGGAUUUGCAGUAUGCGGCCCCAUCGGCCGAUUUGCUGUUGAUGCCAUGAUUUUACUGUCCCAGGCUGGUUUUUGCGUUAGUUAUACCAUUUUCGUAGCCAACACUUUGGCUUUUAUUUUGAAUCAUUCUUCUUCUGCAAAUCCGAACCCUAGAAUCUUGGGCUUUUCCCCCAAGGUUUUCUACAUCUGGGGCUGCUUUCCAUUUCAACUUGGAUUGAAUUCAAUCCCAACACUGACCCAUCUGGCCCCUUUGAGUAUUUUUGCUGAUGUGGUUGAUAUUGGAGCUAUGGGGGUUGUAAUGGUUGAAGAUGUACUGAUAUAUCUUAAGAACAGGCCUGUAUUGGAAGCAUUUGGCGGGUUCAAUACAUUCUUCUAUGGCUUAGGUGUAGCUGUGUACGCAUUUGAAGGAAUUGGAAUGGUUUUGCCAUUGGAAGCAGAGACCAAAGACAAGAACUCAUUUGGAAAAGUGUUAGGCCUUUCCAUGGCUGUUAUUUCUUUAAUGUUUGGACUAUUUGGAGUGUUGGGUUACUUUGCAUUCGGUGAGGAAACAAAAGACAUAAUCACUACAAAUCUUGGGCAGGGCCUAUUGAGCAGCCUGGUUCAAUUAGGUCUCUGUAUAAACCUUUUCUUUACAUUUCCACUGAUGAUGAAUCCUGUUUAUGAAGUAAUUGAAAGAAGAUUCUGGGAAGGCAGGUACUGCUUGUGGCUGAGAUGGGUUAUGGUUUUUGUGGUGAGUCUAGUGGCAUUACUGGUUCCAAACUUUACUGAUUUCUUGUCUCUUGUUGGGAGCAGUGUGUGUGUUGUUUUGGGAUUUGUGUUGCCGUCUUUGUUUCAUCUGUUGGUGUUUAAGGAAGAAGCUAUGCGUUGGCAUGUAGUGGCUGUGGAUGUGGCACUCAUAGUUUUUGGUUUAGUCUUUGCUGUAUAUGGAACUUGCUCUUCCUUGGCAGAGAUUUUAGCAUCAAAGGAUUGAUUAGAACUAGUUGCUUUUCAGUUUGUUUCAAAAUGUAAAAUAAAAUACAGUACAAUCAAGAAAUGUCUCAAUAUUCGAUUUUUGUUAGUAGUUCUCAAAAAUUACUACAGUGUCGUAAUCUUUGAUAUAAUACCACAUGACAUUUCAUCA